Messenger RNA from Symbiodinium sp. CCMP2592, 4197 nucleotides. Lineage: Eukaryota; Dinophyceae; Suessiales; Symbiodiniaceae. The record is from the annotation of a GenBank genome assembly.
AUGUGUGGUGUCUUCCAUGCAAAUGGCACCGCCUUGCAGCGACCUGGGCUUCAGAUGCAGCCUGGCGCCCUGGCACCACGGAGAGACGAGAAGAUCGGCCUUCAGCACAUCGGAUAUUUGGUAUUCUUCGGCCACAUGCGUCGGAGCUUCGAGCCUUGCAGCGCCGCGCGCGGCAAGCAGCGGCCUGGCCUUGCGACGCUGGCAUUUGCAACAUUUGUCCGUUUGCAGUCGAAGGGCAAGUGCACAUAUGUGCGCCAUGACCUGGAUUCCCAAUCGCAGGAUCACCCCUACGUCGUGCGCAGCGUUUCCUCCUUUCUGGGCAAAAGCUUUCCAGGUGCAGAUCAGAGCAUCUACGAGGAGCUGGCAGCUGCCGAGGCCUCCGUGCUCAGAGCACGGGCUGCCCUGUGGCAGCAGACUUUGCCGAAGGAGGCCCUGCAGGCAUGCGAGUUGGACGUGCAAAAUGCCGCCCUCAAAGUGCACGAGAUCUGCGAGACGUCUCUGCAGAGUUCGGCACUUGCAUGGAUUCACGGUCGGGUAAAAGUAUCCGCCAAAGAACUGAUGGAAGACAUCGUCGCCCGGCUCUCGCAGUAUGGAGGUCGGUCUGAAACUGCUCCUUGCGCAGUGCAGCCUUCCCGCGCUCAGCGAAGAAUCAUCGAAUGCCCUCACAGUCUUUUUCUUCAGGGUCGCUCCCGCACUGGCAAAACGAUUUGCAUCAUUCACCGCAUCCUGCGUGCACGUCGCCAGUUCCCUGCUGCAAAGCGCCUCUUCGUCACUCGGUCGUCGUUGCUUUGCGCACAGGUGUUGGAGCAGUUAACGGUCUUCGGCAGUGCAUCUCGUGAUGCUGCUCUUCUGCGUGGCAGCAUUGGCGGCACACCUGUCUGCGUGACGUGGGAUGAGCUGGUUAAGGCAUUGGUCCCAAAGGCCCAGCCGGCCAUUCAGUACUCAGGCUUCUCGAGUCGCUUUUGGCCCUCCCUGAAAGCUCCACCAGACUUGGAUCCCCUCUUGGUUUGGGCAGAAUUCCAUAACAGGCUGCGGAGCUUUGAUGCCACCGUGCUGCACGGCGAGGGCCUCGGGGCAGUCUCCUUCGCAGAGUACCAAGAGAAGAAGACGCUGGACAGCACUGGUGGCUACUCUCUCACUCAAGAGCAGUAUUGUGAGGCUGUUGCAGGUGAGGGCCUGUCUGCCCUGGGAGUGCCUCUUCAGCCGCAGCAGCGGCGAGAAAUCUACCGUAUGUUUCUGGAGUACUUGCGCCUGAAGCGAGCGUACCCCGAUGGCACCGAUGUGGCCGUGGCACUUCGAAAUGCCGGCGAGGGGGCGCUCGUUCACGAGAUCUAUGUGGACGAAGCUCAGGAUUUCUCACCUGCCGAGUUGACUGCUCUCAUGUCCUUGUGCGGACACGCUGAUGGCAUCACCAUUGCGGGGGAUACCUGUCAAACGAUCAACCCGGGGAGUGCCUUCUCGUUCCAAGACAUCAUGGACACCUUUCUGAGGUUGGAGCCGAAAUGCUUUGCAGGACUUACUGAUGGUGAUCCAGACAAGGAAGCGGCCAAGUGCUCUUGGGAUCACGUUGGAGACUGCCGGCAGAUGUCGCUGGCUUUCAACUAUCGCUCUGCACCGUCCAUCGUGCGACUGGCGAACACAGUCUCAGAGCUGCUUGUGCAGAUGUUCCCCAACACUGUGGAUGCCGUGGAAGAGACUGCCACUGCCGCGCAAGGUGGUGAAGUGCCGCUCUUUGUGCACUCGCAUUCUGGAAGUGAGGUUGUGGACAUUGUGAUGGGCACUGGUGGCCGCCUCCUUCGCAGCAUGGAUUCCACGCGCUGUGUUGUGCUGGUUGGUGCGGACUCGGCUCGUCAGAGCCUUCGCCAUCAAGGCCUCAGAAGCACUAUUUUGACGGUGGCGGAGGCCAAAGGCCUGGAGUUCGAUUUCGUGGUUAUCUGCGACUUCUUUAAGGUGUGUGGGGACGGAGCUUCCUGGUAUGCAGUAGAGGAAUUCCUGAAGGCCAAGACAGCCGAGAAGCGCCGCAAGCGCCCAACACAGGCCCAGCGCGGCAUGUCCCAUAAUGCCAGCCAGCGGAUCCCGUCCCUGGUCCGGGAUCUGAAGGCACUCUACGUGGCCAUCACUCGUUCACGUUGCGGCUGUGCUUUCGUGGAAUCGGGCCCAAAGUCCCUUUGGGGUCCCCUGCUUGAGCAUUGGCAAAGCCGAGACUUGGUGAAGUUCGUGGAUGGCGUCUCUGCUUACGCGAAGAUGUCAGGCCCAGGCUCUGAUGCUCCAACUGCUCGGUCAGGCCAAGGGGAGGAGGCUCCUCCCAGGGCCGCAGUCCGCCUCGAGUCGGUGCAGCAAGCGCUCGCUUGGCUCUGGUCCGAACUCCAGCUGCGCAGUGGACCGGACCAGAAGAAAGUCCGGAAAGUAUUGGGACAGGAGCGACUGCGGCUGCAGGCCGGCCACGCUUUGGAUCCCCUGUUCAUGCAGCAUUUCGCAGCAGCACACGGAGGAGUUCUCUCUCAAGCGUCGAAGGGCCACUCCAUGUCUGCGGAUGGUACUGGUCAUCCUGCUGCGGCAACUUCGGCACGCGAGCAAGCUGACGAAGGGCCAUGGCCAGAUCUUUCGUCCUUGGUGGACCUGCUCCAACUGCGCUGUCGCAUGGAAAGGACGCCGCAAGGAAUGGCCGCGGCCUCCAAGCAACUCUGGAGACGAGGCCUCGAGCUGCUUGCGCACGCUUCCGACGAUUCAGAUCAGCGUUGGCAAGUUUAUGGUGAGGCCGAAGCUGUUUUCGGUGAGAGCCUUGUGUGCGCAGACAAGCUUCUCGACGUGCAACUCUCGCAAAGAGCCAGGCUGACGGAACCGCAAGUGGACAGCCAUCCCGACCGGAAGAGGACACAGACAGACAACGCCGACAUUCAGACCCCUGCGAACGUGAUCCGGAAGGCUGUUCAGAUCGCUGUGAGUUACGUGAGCUCGGCCAGCCUGCAAGACCACAUGUUUGCCGACAUCUUGGAUGCCAAGUCAUCAGUGGAGCAGGAGAGGUUCCGAGUGCGAGGAUGGCUGCUGUCGGGUCGGGAGGUGGCUGACUUCGAGAUUGCGGCCAGCGCCAGCUUGGGAGACUUGUACUCUCGCUUUGAGGAGUUCCUCGGCCAGCGGUGUCACCUCAUCUUGUCGGAAGCUGGGUGCACACAAAAACAAGAUCUGUCAUCCCUGGAUUCUACGAGCUCGCUGCGUGAGAUCCUUGCGGAGACGGUUGAAGCCUGGAGCUCGGAUCUGGCCUGGCACCGCGGCAUUUGCGAGAUUUUGGCAGCCCAGCUUGUGCGGCCCAGUCCCAGUCAUGCUGCCGCCGCGGCCGGGGCGACACAGCUCCGGGCUUUGUGUGUCCCGCGCAUAUGGGAGACAGUCUUCGCCAUGCUUUCGCGACCUAGAGAUUCCGAGUUCGAGGCACGCUGUGCCUUCCGGCUCACAGUGGAACGGUGCUUGGAGUACAUGACAUUCCGUGGUGCAGCACGCAAGAAGGUCCAUCUGGCUCGUGCUAACCGCUUGCGCUACACUGCUUUGUAUUCUGACGAAGUCAGCCGAGAUGCUGACAUGGCAGCACGGGAGUUGGAAAAGCUUCUGAAGGAGGAGGCAUCGCUGAGCCCCAUGCAGCCCAUUGUUGAAACAGCGGCCGCUGUGCAAGCACUCUUGCUGAAAGCUAGCCCUUUGCAGUUGGAAGAAGCCCGAGUGUUUUUUGGAGAAGUCCUCGUACCGAAGCUUCGUCGCCGCGCCCGGUUACACUGGAGCGCUGCUCGACUCUUCGAGUCGCUGGGAGAUGCGCGCGAGGCGGCAAACGACUUCCAAAGCUCCUCCGAGGCCGCGUUCCAAGUGGUGGCUGCAUGGAGAGACAUUUCCCAGAUGCUGGGCGACACAGCAGUCGGAGUCUUGUCGAUGGUGGAGCAGCAAGCCCGCGCUAGUGCUCGCCGGGCAGCGCUAUGCUGGGUCCACUUUGCUUCGGAGAUGGCAGCAAGCCGAGCAGACACCAUGCCAGACAGGACCUCCAUGAAGGCGGCAGAGCAGCAGUUCCUGAAUGCAGGAUGCGUUGUUGAUGUGGUUCUCUGCGCUGCAGCCGGCUCCUCUCCCAAACAGCUCUUUCAGAUGGCGGCUGCUUGUCCGCAAGAGUCUCUACGGAGAGGGCUCCUCGUUUAUGGCGCACUGCUUUGGCACGAGGGGUAA